Messenger RNA from Trichoderma asperellum CBS 433.97, 7940 nucleotides. Its product is annotated as Type I Iterative PKS. The record is from RefSeq and is a predicted model, not a curated record. Gene Ontology annotation, biological process: fatty acid biosynthetic process; secondary metabolite biosynthetic process. NCBI's taxonomy places the organism in Eukaryota, Fungi, Ascomycota, Sordariomycetes, Hypocreales, Hypocreaceae. Gene Ontology annotation, molecular function: phosphopantetheine binding; oxidoreductase activity; fatty acid synthase activity.
UCAUUCGUAUUUGUUUGCUCCGUAUUGAGUCAGCUUCAUCCUCUUCAACGGCAGAAAAUCUUCCCAACGCAUCGUAUAUUUUACGGGAAUUCACGAGAUUCAAAGGAGAACAAGAAGAGGAAAAAGAAAGAACUGAAUGGAAAAAUAGUGGUUACCAUUGUUUGGUUAGCUCUGGAAGAGCUUAAGCAUAUCAACAGCAACAGCAGAAGUCGAAUGCAUACAGGAAGAAGUCGAAUGAAUACAGGAAAACAGAGAUGCUCGCAAUGGAGCCUCUCGACGGCGCACCGCCGCCAAUCGCCAUUGUCGGAAUAGGGUUGAAGCUCCCUGGAGGUAUCACAACAACAGAUGAAUACUGGGAUCUUCUCAUAAACAAAAAGAGUACACAAACACAGGUUCCGAAUAACCGAUUUGGCGCGCACGCCUUUGAAAGCAAAUUAGGGACGCCGGGUACGCUGAAGAGCACAUACGGGCACUAUUUGGAAGGCGAUCUGGAGAAAUGGGAUGCAUCAUUUUUUUCUAUGAGUAAAGCCGAAGUUGAGAAGCUUGAUCCCCAGCACAGACUAUUGCUUGAGGUUAUAUGGGAAUGCAUGGAGGCUGGUGGACAGAAGAAUUGGCGUGGUCGCAACAUAGGUUGCUACGUUGGCGUAUUUGGUGAAGAUUGGCUAGAUCUAUAUGCAAAAGACCCCCAACAUUUGGGAACGCAUCGAAUCUUGACCGGAGGGGAUUUUGCCUUGUCAAACCGGGCAUCUUAUGAAUAUGAUUUGAAAGGUCCCAGCAUGACUAUCCGUACUGCAUGCUCGUCUUCACUUAUCGCACUUCAUGAGGCCUGCCAAGCUAUCUAUAUUGGAGAGUGUGAAUCUGCCAUUGUUGCUGGAACUAGCCUUUUUCUUUCGCCGACUAUGACUAUCGCCUUGUCCGAACAGGGAGUCCUCUCACCAACGGGAUCAUGCAAGACGUUUGAUGCCAAAGCAGACGGCUAUGCUCGCGGUGAGGCAAUCAAUGCCGUCUUUAUUAAAAAGCUGAAAGAUGCUAUUCGCGAUGGGGAUCCGAUCCGCGGUGUUAUCAGGGGCACAGCAACCAAUUUUGAUGGCAAGACCAUUGGAAUCACGAAUCCCAAUCAAGAGGCUCAUGUAGCUCUCAUGCGACGAGCCUAUGAAGUGGCCAAAAUAUCCAAUAUUAGUGAUACAGCGUUUGUUGAAUGCCAUGGGACAGGAACACAAGUUGGUGAUCCCAUGGAGGCCGGAGCUGUGGGGCGAGUUUUUGGUAAUCGAGGCAUAUAUAUUGGAUCUGUGAAACCAAAUAUUGGUCAUGGAGAGGGUGCUUCCGGCUUGAGUAGUUUGAUCAAGGCUGUAUUGUCUCUGGAACAUGAGACUAUUCCACCACAAGUUAAGUUCUGCGUCCCUAAUCCAAAAAUUAAAUGGGCCCAAUACAAUUUGAGAGUUCCAACGAAACCCACACCAUGGCCAACGGACCGCCUACAGCGUGUGUCAGUGAACUGCUUCGGCGUGGGAGGUGCCAAUGCUCAUGUAAUUAUUGAUUCGGCUAAGCUUUACAUCUCACAAAAACAGACGGUGCUCGACCCUAAUCCUCAGUUGCUUGUGUUCUCUGCCCACCAAGGCGCCUCUUUGAAAGAGAGAGCCGCCACGAUAUUUAACUACGCUAAACAGCAUCCUGAUCAACUACCCAACGUCGCAUAUACUCUAGGAUGUAGAAGAGAAAACUUAGCUCAGCGUGCUUUUGCCAUCUACGAUGGUGUAAACACUCCCGAGCUCUCCCCUGUUGUCAAACAUAAAACUUCUCCUCGGGUUAAUUUUGUCUUUACUGGGCAGGGCGCGCAAUGGGCAAGAAUGGGGGCUGACCUUUGCUCUCAAUAUCCCAAAUUUCGUGAUGCUAUACAUCAGAUGGAUGCUGCUCUUACGAAACUGCCCCGUCCUCCUAAGUGGACAAUAAAAGAGGAGCUCAUGCGCUCUGUGGAAGAAAGCAAGAUUCAGCAACCGAAAUUCUCACAACCGAUAUGCACUGCACUCCAGAUAGGUCUUGUGAACCUACUAGAGGGGUGGGGUAUCACUCCCGCGGCUGUGGUCGGUCACUCUAGUGGCGAGAUGGCGGCUGCGUAUGCAGCUGGAGCUUUGACUCUUGAGGAAGCUAUCAUUGUUGCUUACUAUCGCGGACAAGUUACUCAGAAUCACGGACGAAUUGGUGCUAUGGCAGCUGUUGGCCUUGGCCGGGAAGAUGCCGCCGCUUACCUCCAAGAAGGCGUUGUCAUUGCGUGUGAAAAUAGCCCCAAGAGCAUCACAUUGUCAGGAGACGUUGAACGUCUGGAUGAGGUUAUUGCUAAUAUAAAGAAAGAUUUGCCUGACAUCUUCGCUCGCAAGCUGAGAGUUGAAAGAGCCUAUCAUUCACACCACAUGUGUGAAAUUGGCGGUAUAUAUGAGAAGCUACUGGAUGGUUUCGUGAAAGAUAAAAAGCCUUCCGUUCCUUUCUUUUCCAGCGUUACCGCAAAACAAAUCAAGAGACCUGGUCAACUUGGACCAUCAUAUUGGAGGCGAAAUUUGGAAAAUCCAGUGCUAUUUUCACCGGCAGUGCAGCUCAUGAUGCACUCGGCAGUAGAAGAUACGGUAUACCUUGAGAUUGGCCCUCACACUGCUCUGCGCGGACCUCUAAGGGAUAUCUUCAAGUCCGUGCAAAUUUCGACUGCAUCCAUUUAUAUUCCCACUCUCGUUCGAAAUGAUAGCGGUCCCAAAUCAAUCCUCAGCUCCCUUGGACAACUGUACCAAGAGGCUUUUCCUGUCAAUAUUGCUGCCACAACAGCAGGUCGCACCGUAUUAACAGAUCUUCCUAAUUAUGCAUGGCAACAUGACACUGCAUACUGGUAUGAGAGUCGAGUUUCGCGCGAUUGGCGCCUUCGCAAAUUCCCUCCUCAUGAGCUCCUUGGAAACCUUAUUCUGGAGUCUGACGACUUGGAACCUACUUGGAGGAACAUGUUCCGUUUGGACGACGUUCCUUGGGCUCGCGACCAUAAAAUUCAAGAUGACAUUGUUCUACCAGCUGCAGCUUAUAUCGAUAUGGCUAUUGAGGCCCUUAGACAACUCAAUGGAGGCGGCGAGACCGAUGCAUCUCUAAAGCAAGUGGAGAUCCAAAAUGCCCUGAUUCUAAAAGAGCAGCAAGCGCACGAAAUUGUAACACACGUUCGCCCUGUACGCCUAACCUCUAAACUAAAUUCCACAUGGUACGAAUUUGCCAUUUCAUCAUUCAAUGGUGCCUCUUGGACGAAGCACUGCGUGGGCAAGGUGAGGUCGGGUAAAGAAAUUAGUGCUGGUAGUGAAGAUGUCGGACAACAGCCUCGUCAAGUUUCCACCACCGGGUGGUAUCGUAUCAUGAAGAAAGUAGGGCUGAAUUAUGGACCUGAUUUUCAAGGCUUAUCCGACAUUUCAGUCUAUCCUGGACGCCAUACUACUGCUGCCACCAUAAAAAACCGCGAUCCAACGCUUGGUCCUUAUUACUCUCUACAUCCUAGCAUCAUAGAUCUUGUGCUCCAGGCGUUCACAGUUGCCAUUGCUGACGGGUUAACUCGACAACUCAGACAGCUCUGUGUGCCAACAUAUAUAGAUGAGCUAUACAUCAGCAACGGCCAGCCUGAGAUGCGGCUUGGCACUGCUGCUGUAUCAAGUGCAACUGGGGCAAUUCGUGGCUCAGCCACUAUUAUGGCCAACAAUAAGGUAAUUUUGAGCUUAAGAAAUGGCGAAUUCAGUCCACUAGAGAGCGGUGAUGCGGAUAAAGCCGGUCCCACACCAGCUGCUCAUUUGCAUUGGAAGCCUCAUAUCGACUUUAUUUCGCCAAAUAAUCUCAUCUGUCCAGUCCGUCCCUUGCCAGAUGUAGAUGAGGUAGUGAAUAUCGAAAAGCUGGCUCUUUUAUACCAAUUGUCUAUCCUUCAGCACAUUGAGCGAAUUCAAAUCCCUAAACCCUAUAUAUACUUCAGCAAAUGGCUCAAUAAGCAACGAACAAAAGCUCUUAAAGGCAAAUAUGAAAAUGUGCCAGACAGCGCGCAUCUCGUUCAACUAAGCCCAAAGAAGGCUAAAACAGAAAUUGAACGUACCAAGGAACAUCUUCUGCGAACAAGCUGUGCCGGGAUUGCUACUAUCAUUAACCUGCUUGCUACAGGCGCAGAGGCUAUCUUUAGGGGCGAGCAGAACAUAGACGAUGUACUCAAAGACGAUGGCGGAUUUUCUAGCUUAUACAGCUUUAUUGAUAGUCGAUGUGACUUCUCAUCUUUGUUAAGCACGCUCGCUCAUACCAUUCCCACAAUGAGAGUGCUAGAACUUGGCAUUGGAGCUGCUGGUAUUUCCAUAAAGGCCUUGAAAGCCCUCAUUAAUUCAGCUGGAAAGCAUUGCUACAGCAAGUAUGUUUACACAGCUCGCGAUGAGGGAUCUCUCGAUCUUGCUCGGCAGAAGCUAGAAGAAUGUGAGAAUGUAGAGUUCAAAACUCUUGAUCUCACCAAGGAUCCCAAGUCGCAAGAUUUUGAGCUUGAAUCUUUCGAUCUCAUCAUUUCCACCAAGGCUUUUCACCGCUGUUCUGAUGUUCGGAGUGCCCUCCGAAACGUUCGCGAACUCAUGAAGCCAAAUGGCCGACUACUUGUUCAGGAGGUAUCGCCUAGUGCGAACUUUUAUAAAUUCAUAAUGGGCUUCUCUCCUGAACGAUGGGAGGUAAAGGAAGACUGUCGUGACGAUGAGUACUUAUUCGAUAUACACCAGUGGGAUAAUCUCUUAAUGGAAGCCGGAUUUUCUGGGAGCGAAGGGUUGACUAUGGACAAAGACAAUAUCACGCUGAAUAUUCUUACUACGGCAGCUAAUCCACUACGAGAAUAUGGGAAGAUCACUCUUCUUGGUCAUCACGAGUUUGAAGAUCAUACGCAAUCUCUUUCUGAACUGCUUAGUUCACAAGGCUAUGAGGUUGCGUUUCGUACACUUACCCAAGAGCCGGAUCCAAACGCAGAUGUUAUCUCUCUGUUAGAUCUGCAUGAUACAAUGUUCUUUCAGAUGUCGGAAAGCACAUUCAAUGCAUGGCAACGAUACAUUGGCAAGUUCCCCGCGGAAAAAGGACUAUUAUGGGUGACCGGUCACGCCCAAGUUGGAUCACAAGAUCCUCGAUACGCCACUACAAUUGGGGCAACCCGCAAUAUUAGAUCCGAACUUUCAUUGGAUUUUGCGACACUUGAGCUAGAUUUGAAGGAUUUUGAUGCAGAAGGCGUUCUACACGUCUUCGAAAAAUUCUGCAAUAGGACCAAAGACGAUGAGUUUGAUCCUGAUUGGGAGUAUGCUCUUGUCAACGGUAGAGUCAUGGUCCCGAGAUAUCAGUGGAUAGAUAUCGCGGAACAUAGCGGAGGAGAAGCAAAUAUUAAGUCCAGCUCCCCAAAGAAGCUCGAGAUGGCACGCAUUGGCCAACUGCAGACUUUACAAUGGACAGAGGAUGAAACUAUCCCGUUACAAGAUAAUCAAGUAGAGAUUAAGCCCCGUUCCGUCGGCAUGAACUUCAAAGAUAUUCUUGUUGCUAUGGGUAUUGUUGAAGGUUACAAACCAGGUCUUGGUAUUGAGUGCUCUGGUAUCAUCCGCAAAGUCGGUAGUAGCGUCAAAGACUUGUUCCCUGGAGAUCGAGUUAUGGCGAUCGGUCACGGAUGUUUUACAACAAACUACAUUUCAGACGCAAGGCUUGUGGUCAAAAUACCCAAAAAUCUAAGCUUUGAAGAAGCAGCUACAGUUCCGUGUGUUUAUGCUACUGCAAUUCAUGCCCUUAUUAACAUCGGUGGAUUACGUGAAGGCAUGUCAGUUCUCGUUCAUUCCGCCUGUGGUGGCGUUGGAAUAGCAGCACUUAAUGUCUGCACAAUGAUGGGGGCUAAGGUCUACGCCACUGUUGGAAAUGCCGAAAAGGUUCAAUAUCUGGUAGAUAACUUUGGCAUCUCACGCGAGAACAUCUUCAACUCCCGCGAUUCUUUGUUCUACAAGGAUCUAAUGGCGGCUACAAAUGGUAGAGGUGCAGACCUAGUGCUUAAUUCUCUGUCAGGAGAACUGCUUCAUACGUCAUGGAAGUGCGUUGCCCCCUUCGGCAAAAUGCUGGAGAUUGGUAAACGCGAUUUCAUCGGCCGAGGACAGCUUGGUAUGGAAAUAUUUGAGUCGAACCGGUCGUUCCACGGCAUCGAUAUGUCCCAAAUGGCCGUGGAGAGGCCGGAUAUGUGCAAAACAAUUCUAGAGCAGUUUAACAAAUACUACGAGCAGGGCGCCAUCAAGCCUAUCUCACCCUUGAAGCGCUUUGACGUUACUGAUGUUAUGGAGGCUUUCCGAUAUAUGCAAAAGGGGCAGCAUAUUGGCAAGAUUGUGGUGUCCAUGCCAGCUGACGCGUCCAAAUUACAAGUUGCGGCAAAACCUCAUACAGCAAAGUUCAAAAACGACAGGACGUACCUCUUGGUUGGUGGCCUCGGGGGUAUAGGCAAAUCUGUCUCUAACUGGAUGGUACAAAAUGGUGCCCAACAUAUCAUGUACUUGUCUCGAUCUGCUGGAGAUUCUGAGCAAGAUAAGAGAUUUAUUGAAGAAAUUGAAGCGCAAGGGUGUGAUGUACAGGCUAUCAAGGGAAGCGUUACGAAUUUGCAAGAUGUUUAUCGGGCAGUGAAGCAAGCAGCGAAGCCGAUUGCCGGUGUUUUCCUAAUGACGAUGAUUCUAAGGGAUCGUGGUAUUUUACAACUCUCUCACGAGGACUGGUUCACAACGGCUGGGCCCAAAGUUGAUGGCGCGAUCAAUCUUCACCAAGCUCUAGAAUAUUGCGAUUUGGACUUCUUCACCUUGUUUAGCUCCAUAUCUUACAUUGUAGGACAGGUGGGCCAAGCAAACUACUCAGCAGCCAACGCGUACCUGACGGCAUUUACUCAAUUCCGCCACGAGCAGGGACUACCAGCUGGUGUGCUGAACGUCGGAGUUGUAGAUGACGUAGGAUAUGUUGUUGAGAACCCAGCUCUGCUUGAACAAUUUCGCGCCCUCAACUUCUACACUCUUGGAGAAACUGAGCUACUUGACGCCCUUACGUAUACGUUAUCUCAUCAGCAUCCUGCAGCCUCCUCUUCGGAUGUUGGCUUCUACAACCCAUCUGAGCUUGCUAUUGGCCUCAAAAGCACGAAGUCACUCUCUGAUCCUACUAAUCGCUGUAUUUGGAAGCGUGACCGACGCAUGGCCCAAGCACAUCUUCACGACGCUGGCACUUCUUGCAGCAAUGGACUCCCCGAAGACUUUGGCCAAUUCAUAAAGAGUGUCCACACCACUCCUUCGCUGCUCGAGAUGCCGAGGAAUGUUGACUUUUUGACAGGUCAAAUUGGCUUAUGCAUUUACAACCUCAUGUCACGAGAUGUGAAGGAUUUGGACUUGAGUCUUAGCCUCAUCCAGCUGGGUGUUGAUUCGCUCGUCUCUAUUGAGAUUCGCAACUGGUGGCGCCGCACGCUGGGCGUUAGCAUCAGCACGCUUGAGUUCAUGGGUGCUGGAAGCAUUACCAACCUGGGCAAGUUGGCUGCCAAGGCCAUAAAGGAGGCUCACGAAGCUGCUUAAAGGUUCCCAUGACACGGGUCGUUUUGGAGGCUCUCGAUGUCCCUCGUCUACGUCGGAUCGGGCCGGUCCUUGAGGGAUUUCCGGAAGAGCUCCCUAGAUUGAGCUCGGUUGGGGGAUAUUGAUGAUACUGUUACAAGCUAUCUGGUUUCAGCAACUUUCAUUCAUUCGUUCAUUUCUUUUUCUUGUAAUUUUGUUUCGAAAGAAAUGUGAAAUGAAGGUUAAAUCGAAAAUUUGCUCUUUGCAUUAUGUAGCUUUUCUUACAUCUAUUAUCAUAAUAUGCUGUAUACGAAGCAUUUCAGCCAGUACUAUUAUUCUAGCAUUAUUUCCUAGGCAUAAUUUAAAUCCAGUUAUCUCAUG